AUAUGCGCUCCUAUACUUAUAUAACACCAUCGCAUCUUUGACCACACUCUGGCAUCUAUCUAAAAACCUUCAGCAAUGCCUGUUCGUACGAGCCUCGGUUACAUGGAAAAAACCGAAAUCUCUAGUCGUCCGUCGGGGCGCGUUCCCAACAACGCUCAACGAUGGCGGCUCCCCAUUUGUCCCCUUCCUCGCCACCUCUCUCCGUUCACAACACCUUUGUAAAAUUUUGUUCUUUUUUUGCCAGUUCAUUUGAUGCUGCCACUCGUCUUCGUCAAACUCUCGUCCGUUGUGCAUCUGAAACUGGGUUCAAUUGUCUGGGCGUCGAGGACGGGGCCGGGCUUAUUGAUGUUAGGUUGGUCAGAUCAGCCUGCAAACUCGAGCUCUUAUUCUUCCGAACAUCUCCGUAACGGGCCACAGGUACUCUCCACAAAAUUUUCUUCGAUUGGAUUAUACCGCUUCCCCGUCUAUCAGCUCCAUACCGUGAAGAUGAAUGGUAAAAGUUCAGGAGUUGCUGCUUACCCAGAAAUUUCCCAGAACAUAUAUGUCUCCGAAGUUGGCUUCCUCGAUCAUCUACACGCACGGAGCGUUUGAUCCCGCGGAUCCAAUCGCGUCGACGCCAUGUGCGCACUCCACUCGAGCUCCAAGCAGUACGGCUCACCCCCACAAGUGCCGUUCUGGAUCUUGAGCUUUCGCAAUUCGACAAUGACUAUCUUCCGUUUUUCAAGGUCUGGCUUGGGGAGACUAAUUUUUCAUAUAUACCACCAUCUACAUGAUAAACCCCAGCGGCUCGGUGCAGGCCAAAAAUGCAUCCAUG
This is a messenger RNA of Suillus paluster, 814 nucleotides long. RefSeq lists its product as uncharacterized. Lineage: Eukaryota; Fungi; Basidiomycota; Agaricomycetes; Boletales; Suillaceae. The record is from RefSeq and is a predicted model, not a curated record. Bases 253 to 591 code for a protein of 112 amino acids. The transcript is spliced from 2 exons.